This is a messenger RNA of Drosophila subobscura, 579 nucleotides long. Its product is annotated as salivary glue protein Sgs-3-like. NCBI's taxonomy places the organism in Eukaryota, Metazoa, Arthropoda, Insecta, Diptera, Drosophilidae. The record is from RefSeq and is a predicted model, not a curated record. The transcript is spliced from 5 exons. Bases 74 to 394 code for a protein of 106 amino acids.
GGGGAAGCCUCCACCAAGGAAGGCAUCAGUCUGUGGCAUCUCCUCCCCAGAACGAGUCAAUUUGCACGACAACAUGAAGCUGACCAUUGCCAUUAUCGCGAGUAUCCUGCUCAUCAGCUUGGCCGAUUUGGCCACUGGAUCGGCUUGUGGAUGCACAGAUACAACAACAACCACUUGCCAGCCAAUAACAACCAAAUCAACAACCACCAAGAGGACAACCUGCAGCACCACCAAGAAGACCACCACUAAGGCCACCACCAAGCCCACCACCACCAAGAAGCCUUCAUGCAGCGUGUGCGGUCCGGGUGGUUCAGCCUGCCAGGGAUGCCCCGAAAGGGAGAAUCUCUGCCAGGAGCUGAUCAACACUGUGCGCAACCUUGAGCGCAGGAAGUAAAUCAUCCUUCAGCUGACUCCCUGUUGUGAUGCGAUCCCUGCCUGCUCAUCUUGGACUAUGCUUCUGUCCCACAAUUGUUAUACCCUCAUCCAUUCCUGUUGUUUUAAUUGACUUUUUAUAGAUAAUAAACCCGUGCGGAAUGCUGACUUUGGUCGCCUUCCAAUCAUUUUAUACUGUUGCAAAAU